GAUGUUGAUGGUGAUGAUAUGAUGAUGUUGAUGGUGAUGAUGGUGAUAUUGAUGGUGUUGUGGUUUCCUCUUCCAGCCUCUUCCUCUUUCGGGACUCCUACUAGCCUUACUGCUGGACACACGGCUUGUCCUUUGAGACACACACCACCUCAGGCGUGCAGCACAGAGUCGGGCAGGGAGAGAGACGGACUGGAGAGUUUAGAUGGACUGAGAGCCAGAGAGCAAGACGCCACAGCAAAGUCACCUGCUGUUUUGAAGAGAGAGUGGCUGAAGCAGCAGAAAGCCCAGCUGAAAAGCAGCUGGCGAGGAGAUAACCUGCGCAGCAAACCCCGAGUCCGCUACACUGAGGAAGAACCCAGACAUGACGACCACUUCUACUGUGAGGAGUGUGGCUCGUUUUUUGUCGAUGAGUGUUGGAUCCACGGCCCCCCCACCUUCAUCCCUGACACCCCGACACCCGUGGGGGUCCCAGACCGAGCCAGACACACGCUGCCCCCUGGCCUGGAGGUCAGCAGGUCCCACAUCCCCAACGCAGGCCUGGGGGUCUUCAACCGGGGCUACUACAUAGCCAGAGGAACUCACUUUGGACCUUACAAGGGAGAAGUCAUAGACAAGGACCAGGCCAUAGAGAGUGGAUACUCCUGGGUGAUUUCCAAGAGCCAUGAAGAAGAUGAGUACAUAGACGCGAGCAGACACACUCACUCCAACUGGAUGAGGUAUGUCAACUGCGCUCGUGGCAGUGAGGAGCAGAAUCUGGUGGCGUUUCAGUACAGAGGAGAGAUUGUGUAUUGCUGCUGUCAACCCAUUGGCCCAGGAGAAGAGCUGCUGGUCUGGUAUGGAGAAGACUACGCCAGAAAACUGGACAACACUUUUGACUUCCUCUGGGACGUGAAGAGCAGCUCCACAGAGGUGUCGGUGUCUCAGGACUUCUCCUGCUCUCUGUGCCCGUUCUCCUUCUCUGCUCAGAUUUACCUGCACAAACACAUCAGGAGAAGUCACCCAGAUGAGUAUGUACCUCGGCUAAGGCUUGGAGAGAUCAGAUCGGAGACUCUGUUACCUUCUCAGGGCAACAGAGGGGAAAACCAUCACACUCAACAGCCCACACCACGAAAGUCUCAACAGCCCCCAGUGUGGGAGUUCACACCAGACACACAGCCCUCUCCAGGGCAGCAAAGAACACAAGAUCAGACAACACACCAGCACACUCACACAGCAGAAAGAAAGCACCGCUGCAUUGACUGUGGCAAGAGUUUCACUAGCGAGAAGGGUUUAAAGCUACACCAGAACAUUCACACAGGAGAGACACUGUACCACUGUACUCAGUGUGGCAGGAGUUUCAACAGAAUUGAAAAUUUACGACGACACCAGCGCAUUCACACAGGAGAGAGGCCGUAUUACUGUACUCAGUGUGGCAAGAGUUUCGCUCAACAGAGCGGUUUAAAACUACACCAGCACAAUCACACAGGAGAGAGGCCAUAUCAAUGCACUCAGUGUGGCAAGAGCUUCAAGAGAGGGAGUAAUUUACGACAACACCAACGCAUUCACACAGGAGAGAGGCCAUAUCACUGCACUCAGUGUGGCAAGAGUUUCAUGCAAAAGCAACAUUUAGAAGGACAUCAGCGCAUUCACACGGGAGAGAGGCCAUAUCAAUGCACUCAGUGUGGCAAGAGCUUCAAGAGAGGGAGUGAUUUACGACAACACCAACGCAUUCACACAGGAGAGAGGCCAUAUCACUGCACUCAGUGUGGCAAGAGUUUCACGCAAAAGCAACAUUUAGAAGGACAUCAGCGCAUUCACACGGGAGAGAGGCCAUACAUAAUGGGAAUGACACUCACUCAUGUCUCGUGAUCGUAAGAGACACAGGUGCUUUCAAAGGAAAGAGCCCUAAUCACUCUUGCUGAUCAAGAUCUGUGUCUUAUUUAGAAGAAGGUGGAAAUGCCAAAUAAGAAUCUCUCAAAUUGUUCUAAAAACAAUUUUCCCCCUUUCAGUUUUUUUUUUUAAUCAAAUAUAACAAGCCAGUAAUUUCCAAAAAUGUGUUGAAUCUGUUAUAUUUUCAAUGAUAAUAACGUGUUGUACAUAAUUUUCAGUUGUAAUAAGGAAGAUACAGAACUCGAAAAGUGAACAUGCGACAAAGUGUCAAUGUCAUUUAUGGUUAAAGUAGAUUUUGUACAUACAGUUUAUAAUAUUGAUCUACAUGUCUCUUGUCGUAAACUGACAUGAAACUCAAUUCGCUAAAAAAAUAUCUGUCUUUUGUUCAGUGUUCGAAGCCUUAUUUACACACCAAAUUCCAAAACGUUGAGACACUUGGUAUUUUGUGAAUAAAAUUCUGUAAUUUUCAAAGCAUUCAAUCUGUUAAUUAGAUGAAGCAUUGUGCAAAGACAACAUACGUUGCUAAAGUUAUUGUUUUAAUGAAAAUAUUAACUUGUUUAAAAUUUCACAUGCGCAACAAAUCUCAAACAACUAAGUGUGGACAGGCAGGCCAAUAAAAUGUUUUUGACACGA
Molecule: messenger RNA, 2502 nt
Organism: Engraulis encrasicolus (European anchovy)
Lineage: Eukaryota; Metazoa; Chordata; Actinopteri; Clupeiformes; Engraulidae
Product: histone-lysine N-methyltransferase PRDM9-like
Exons: 7
Coding region: 19-1848 (609 amino acids)
Biological process (GO): regulation of gene expression
Cellular component (GO): nucleus
Molecular function (GO): protein binding; histone methyltransferase activity
Source: RefSeq, a predicted model, not a curated record